Messenger RNA from Henningerozyma blattae CBS 6284, 3099 nucleotides. RefSeq names its product Cu(2+)-transporting P-type ATPase CCC2 (gene CCC2). Gene Ontology annotation, biological process: monoatomic cation transport; copper ion homeostasis. Gene Ontology annotation, molecular function: P-type divalent copper transporter activity; ATP binding; ATP hydrolysis activity. The transcript has a single exon. The record is from RefSeq and is a predicted model, not a curated record. Bases 1 to 3099 code for a protein of 1032 amino acids. Lineage: Eukaryota; Fungi; Ascomycota; Saccharomycetes; Saccharomycetales; Saccharomycetaceae. Gene Ontology annotation, cellular component: membrane.
AUGAGAGAAUUAAUUUUAAACAUUGGAGGUUUAACUUGUAGUUCCUGCAUUAAAACAGUCACAAAGGCAUUAAACAAAGAGCCAUGUGUUACAAGUUGUAACGUUUCCCUAACUACGUGUGAAGCUAUCAUUAUCUACAAUGAAAAUAAGGGCAAAAUUAAUGAUAUUAUUGAAUCUAUUAAAAAAGUUGGUUUCGAAGCUUUAAAAGUGACAGAUACUAAUUUGAAUAGAAUCAACAAAUUUUCGGUGGAGGGGAUGACAUGUGGUGGAUGUACAUCAAAAAUUACUACAAAAUUAAUGAGUGAUGAUGAUAUAUACAGAGUUGAUGUCUCAUUAAUAACUCAGGAAUGUGAAGUAGAAUUUAACCCACAGGCGAUGGAUUCAAAUAAAAUACAAGAACUUAUUGAAAAUUGCGGAUUUAACUGCUCAAUUAUUGCAUCAGGUGAUGGAGAAAUUGAAAGUCGAUUAAGGGGUGGUGAUCCAAUGAGAAGAACAGCACUAAGAAUCUUUAAUUUCGACUAUUAUAAGGAUGUAGAUUUGUUAAAAGAGCAACUUGAGAAAUUAGAGCAAGAUAUACUUAUUGAAAACGUAGACGAUGAAAGAGGGGUGAUAGCGGUUCAAUACGAUUCUAGUAAGAUUGGGAUUCGUUCAAUAUUUCAUAAAGUUGAAGAAUUAGGUUUCCAAGUGAUAUUAGAUUCUCCAUUUGAUAACUCGACACAAAUUAAAUUAUUAUCUAAAAUUAAAGAAACCAAAUUCUGGAAAAUGAAUUGUUUAAUUUCCGGAAUAUUUGGAAUAAUUCUUCUAAUGUUAUACAUGUGGAUUCCCUUUUUAGUUUCAAGAUUCUUAAUAGAUGAAACUUUCCCAUAUAAUGAAUCCUUAAUUAAAGGCUUAUUUUACAGAGAUAUUUUUGGAUUUUUAAUUGCCACAUAUGUUCAAUUUUAUAUUGGCAAAUAUUUUUAUAUUAAAGCGUUUAAUUCCAUUAAACAUUGUAACGGCACAAUGGAUACCCUAGUAUGUAUAUCUACAUCAUGUGCAUAUAUUUUUUCCGUUUAUUCUAUUAUUAAAAAUAUUAUUAUUGAACAAGAAAUUGAAGUUGUUGAUCGAGCAGAAAUAGUUAUUCGAUUACCGAAUGUUAAUUUUACUACAUCAAUAAUGUUAUUUGCAUUUAUAUCAUUUGGGAAAUAUCUAGAACAAAAGGCCAAAUCUAAAACAUCUACGGCGUUAAAGAAUUUAAUGUCAUUAACACCCUCGUCAUGUUUUAUAUUAGAUGAAGAGGAUAAUAUGAAUUUAAAAGAAAUUCCAGUGGAUCUCUUACAAGAUGGAGAUCUAAUUAAUGUGAGUCCCGGAAUGAAAGUUCCAGUUGAUGGUAUCAUUACAUAUGGUGAAUCUGAAGUAGAUGAAUCCUUAAUGACAGGUGAAUCUGUAUUAGUUAAGAAAACUAUAAAUGAUGAUGUUAUAGCUGGUUCAAUCAAUGGACCUGGAACUUUUAUAUUUCGAGCUACACAUGUUGGUGAUGAAACUAAAUUAAGUUUUAUUAUUAAAACGAUGAAACAAGCACAGUUGAUUAAAGCCCCAAUUCAAAGAUAUGCAGAUUAUUUGGCAUCGCUAUUUGUCCCCAUCAUUAUAUUAUUAGCAUUUUUAACAUUUUGCUUUUGGUUUUUCGUAUCACAGUAUUAUAAAGGAGAUGAUUUACCCAACAUUUUCCAAGAUGAAAAAUAUGGGAAUUUCUACGUUUGUUUAAGAAUCUCCAUAUCAGUCAUUGUGGUGGCAUGUCCAUGUGCAUUAGGUCUUGCUACACCUACUGCAGUAAUGGUUGGUACAGGUAUGGCGGCAGAAAAUGGAGUGUUAAUCAAAGGUGGAGAUAAGUUAGAAAUAUUUAAUAAAAUUAAAACAAUUAUAUUUGACAAGACCGGGACUAUAACUACAGGUAAGAUGAAAGUUAUUGAAAUGAGAUUCAAGCAUUCGAAAGUUGAAAAUGAUUACUAUGGCGAAAAUGAAUACAAACAGAAUGAAGAAUAUUUGAUUAAGUGUUUAAUUUUAUUGACAAGAAGUAGUGAACAUCCGGUUUCUAAAGCUAUUUAUUCAUAUCUUUGUGAAAGAUAUCCUGUAAGAAAAAGUGGUGAGAUUGAAAUGAUUGAAAGUAAAUACUCCAUCGGUAAUGGUAUCAAAGGUAAAUUUGAAAUUAAAGGUGUUAGUGAGGAUCUUGUAGAGAUAGGUAUUGGCCAAAAAACACUUUAUAAUAAUGAAGAAGAAUAUGAUGACGAUAAAGAAAAUGAUUAUACAAGAAGUUAUGUUUUUUUGCAGAAUAAGGUUGUCGCAAUUAUUGAAUUGAACGAUCAAAUUAAAAGAGACUCAUAUGAGACCAUAGAGUACUUGAAAAAUCGUAAUUAUAAUGUAUUUAUGAUUAGUGGAGAUAAUAGAAGGGCCACUAUGAAAGUUUCUGAAGAAAUCGGAAUUCCGAUUGAUCACGUAUUUUCCGAAGUUUUACCUAUUGAAAAAUGUAAUAUUAUCAAAGAUAUUAAAAAGAACUGGCCCGGUAAUGAAUACGUUGCAUUUGUAGGUGAUGGGAUUAAUGAUUCACCAUCGUUAGCAACAAGUGAUCUUGGCAUUUCAAUUUCAUCUGGAACCGACGUUGCCAUAGAUACUGCAGAUAUUGUAAUACUAAGUAAUGAGGAGAGUAAUAGUAACACCACCAUCAAAGAAGUAUGUUAUGCGCUAGACAUAUCAAAGGCUACAUUUGCGACUAUCAAGCGUAACCUCUUCUGGGCUACGAUUUAUAACAUAUUGAUGAUUCCUAUAUCCAUGGGUGCCCUGAGUCACUGGGGGAUUACUUUAGAUCCGAUGCUUGCUGGGCUAGCCAUGGCGAUGAGUUCUGUAUGUGUGGUACUAAGCUCGUUGAGACUAAAACGGUGGAAACCUCCGGUAAUCGGUGAGGAGAAUGCAUUGACUAGUAAGGAUGAUUUGGUGGUUUUCGGUACCUGGGGUAAUUAUCUAAGACAUAAGCUAGGCACAUCUUGGGCACAUCUCAGGCGCGCGAUGGGGUCCUCACAUCAAGGACGACCACGCGACCCUGAAGCACAGCUUGAGCUCAUCGGCUGA